UUUACUAACUUAACUCACACAGUGUCUUGUCUUACUCGACCGACUUACUCAGUUACUGUGAAGUCAAGUGAAGUGUAAAAGUAAAAAAAGUUGGCUAAGAAGUUUAGAAGAGACUUGAAGAGUUAAGAGAAGAGUCUAACUCUAAAAAAUUAUAGUAAAUAGUGUAAAAUCUAAAAGGAAAAAAAAUUGUAGCUGCUACUGUAAAGGUUAAAUUAUUAUUCAGCAAUUUUUAUUUGUACAGUAUCAGAGAGCAAUGGGGAAAAACAAAAAGAAAGAAAUACUUGGCCUCUCUAAAGAAGAGUUGAUGAUCAAGACUGUAACAGAAAUUGUCAAUGAGCUGAUCAUAGCAGACAGGGAAAAGAGGGAUGUUGAUCUUAACAAGCUAAAGACCAAAAUAGCAAGUAAAUAUAACAUGUCCAGCCAGCCUCGUCUGGUGGACAUCAUAGCAGCAGUACCACAAGAAUACAAGAAGAUUCUUCUUCCCAAAUUGAAAGCAAAGCCUGUGCGAACUGCUAGUGGAAUUGCUGUUGUUGCAGUCAUGUGUAAGCCACACAGGUGUCCACACAUUGCUAUGACAGGGAACAUUUGUGUUUAUUGUCCUGGUGGUCCCGAUUCUGAUUUUGAAUACUCAACACAGUCAUACACUGGCUAUGAGCCCACAUCUAUGAGAGCAAUUAGAGCCAGAUACAACCCUUAUUUACAAACAAGACACAGAGUGGAACAGCUUCAACAACUUGGACACAGUGUGGACAAAGUAGAGUUUAUUGUGAUGGGUGGGACAUUCAUGAGCUUACCUGAUGACUACAGGGACUACUUCAUCAGAAAUCUGCAUGAUGCACUGAGUGGACAUACAAGCUCCAGUGUUCAAGAAGCUGUCAAAUACUCAGAGAAGAGUACAACAAAAUGCAUUGGAAUAACUAUAGAAACAAGACCAGAUUACUGCCUGAAAAAACAUUUAAGUGACAUGUUGAGAUAUGGCUGUACAAGGCUGGAGAUAGGUGUCCAGAGUGUUUACGAAGAUGUAGCCAGAGACACUAACAGGGGACACACAGUGAAAGCAGUGUGUGAGUCAUUUCAAAUGUCCAAAGAUGCUGGGUUUAAAGUUGUUUCUCAUAUGAUGCCAGAUCUUCCUAAUGUGGGCUGGGAGAGAGAUAUUGAACAAUUUAUUGAAUUUUUUGAAAAUCCAGCAUUCCGUGCAGAUGGUCUGAAAAUAUAUCCCACACUUGUUAUCAGAGGCACAGGUCUAUAUGAAUUAUGGAAAACUGGUCGUUAUAGAAGUUACCCACCAAGCCAGCUUGUCGAUCUGAUUGCAAGAAUACUAGCACUGGUUCCACCCUGGACUAGAGUUUACAGAGUUCAAAGAGAUAUUCCAAUGCCUUUAGUAACCAGUGGUGUGGAGCAUGGUAAUCUGCGUGAACUUGCUUUAGCCAGAAUGAACGACUUGGGAACACAGUGUAGGGAUAUCAGAACAAGAGAGGUUGGCAUUCAAGAAAUUCACAACAAACUCAAGCCAGACCAGGCAGAGUUGAUAAGAAGAGAUUAUGUUGCGAAUGGAGGCUGGGAAACUUUCCUCUCAUAUGAAGACCCUGAACAAGAUAUCCUCAUUGGUCUUCUUAGAUUGCGUAAAUGCUCAUCAGACACAUUUAGGCCGGAGCUCAAGGGAGGCUGUUCAAUUGUACGGGAACUUCAUGUAUACGGCAGUGUAGUGCCAGUUCAUACAAGAGACCCACGCAAAUUUCAACAUCAGGGAUUUGGAAUGCUUUUGAUGGAGGAAGCCGAAAAAAUAGCUUUAGAGGAACAUGGCUCCAGAAAAAUUGCAGUUAUAUCAGGAGUUGGAACAAGAAAUUACUAUAGAAAAAUUGGCUAUGAACUUGAAGGACCUUACAUGACAAAAUUACUUAAAUAAUGUAAAAUAAUCCAACUUCAAAUAAAAUCUUGCUGCAAAUA
Molecule: messenger RNA, 1947 nt
Organism: Physella acuta
Lineage: Eukaryota; Metazoa; Mollusca; Gastropoda; Physidae
Product: elongator complex protein 3
Biological process (GO): tRNA wobble base 5-methoxycarbonylmethyl-2-thiouridinylation
Cellular component (GO): cytoplasm; elongator holoenzyme complex; nucleus
Molecular function (GO): iron-sulfur cluster binding; acyltransferase activity, transferring groups other than amino-acyl groups
Source: RefSeq, a predicted model, not a curated record